AUGCAAAUUCGCCUACAGCAUCGCAGGAGAUCUCAAGGUAAGCGACCCCCAGGUAAGCUGAAUAUUGCUUUGUUGUCUUUGCCUGUCCACCGUCUUCAUUUCAACAAUGAACUAGCUCAAUGUCUAGCCAGUCUUCCAGUCGCCGCCGCCGCUGUUGACGAGAACGCCUCCACGGAGAACCGAUGGUAUCAACUGCGGUACACAGUCCGGUCGACGGCGCUGGCCGUCCUCGGUUACGCACGACGUCAACACGAGGACUGGUUCGAUGACAACGACGCCGCUUUCAGGAACCUGUUCGCCGAGAAGAACCGCCUGCACAAAGCCUACGGCACCCGCCCCACCGACGAAAUUGAAGCAGCCAUCUACCGUAGUCACCGUCUUGCACACCAGCAGCUGCGAGAGAUGCAGGGCGCCUGGAGGGCUCGAAAGGCCGAGGAGAUCCAAGGUUACGCGGACCGCAACAAACGGAAGAAUUUCUUAUCCGCGAUUAAGGCUGUCUACUGUCCGCCAAGGAAAAAACUGAUCCUCUUAUCAGCGCCGACGGUAGCACUCUAUUCACUGAGAAGACAAAAAUUCUUCAAAGAUGAGCCAAGCACCUCAGAUGCGUCCUCAACCGUCCCUCCACCAUCUCUGACGUCGCCAUCGCCCGUCUGUAUCAAGUGA
Messenger RNA from Spirometra erinaceieuropaei, 663 nucleotides. The record is from the annotation of a GenBank genome assembly. Lineage: Eukaryota; Metazoa; Platyhelminthes; Cestoda; Diphyllobothriidea; Diphyllobothriidae.